AUGGCUGAUGAACGUUCUCGUCGCGGUCUGAAUCCAAACGCUCAAUCAUUUAUACCAAAUCCAGCUGCUCGUCCAUUUGUUCCUGGACAACCUUAUGUUUUCACAUCACAGCCUCCGCCAAUGUACCAUCAUCCGCCACCGUCUAUUGCCCAGGGAGCUUAUCCGGUGUAUCAACAGUAUGGUCAAAUGGGGCCAACAAAUGUAGCGCAACAUAUGGUACCACCGUCGGUUGCUACUCCAAUGUACCAUCAACCGAUUGCUACAACUGCUGCACCUUUGGUGGAGAUUCCGUCAAGUGCACCAUCUGUACAUCGCUUGCCACCUUCACAACAACAAGCACCUGUUGAUGCUUGGGAUGAUGAAAUAGAUGAAAGGGAAGAAGUGAUAGGAACAAAGGAGGGAUUGGUAACGGAAGAAGUGAUAAAUAAUGAUUCUUCACCCGCAGAGAAAGAGCAGGAACCGAUGAAACCUACAGAUUUGGAAACCGUAAAGCCAGGAAACAUCGGAAGCAAAGCAAACAAUAUACCGGUUACAAGGGAAACGGAUGACGAAGAUAUAGCAUUACCUGUGAAGUUGAAACAAGCUUACAUCGAUGAUAGCAGUCGAAAGGAACAUGUCAAUAUGGUUUUCAUUGGGCACGUUGACGCUGGUAAAUCUACGAUUGGUGGACAUCUAAUGUAUCUUACGGGAAUGGUGGAUAAACGUACACUGGAAAAAUAUGAACGAGAAGCAAAGGAUAAGGGAAGAGAGUCGUGGGACCACGUUAUAAACGUGGUACAUGCUCCAAAAUUAAACUCAGUCUGUGGUGGGUCUCCAAACUCGAUCUCCAAAAACAUUCCAUCUUUCUGUCAUUUUCGGUAUUUGUCGUGGGCACUGGAUACGAAUGAUGAGGAACGUGAAAAAGGUAAAACUGUUGAGUGCGGACGCGCAUUUUUUGAAACUGAGAAGAAACAUUUCACAAUUCUGGAUGCACCUGGGCACAAGUCAUUUGUUCCAAAUAUGAUCAGUGGAGCGACACAAGCAGACCUAGCUGUACUGGUCAUCAGCGCGCGAAAAGGCGAAUUUGAAACUGGUUUUGAUCGAGGUGGCCAAACACGUGAACAUGCAAUGUUGGUCAAAACUACUGGUGUGAAAUAUCUUGUUGUGCUGGUAAAUAAAAUGGAUGACCCUACUGUCAAUUGGAACGAGGAAAGGUACAAGGAAAUUCAAAACAAACUUACACCUUAUUUACGGAAAUGUGGUUUCAAUCCAAAAACGGAUAUUAUAUACAUUCCAGUUUCUGGGCUUACCGGAGCAUUUCUGAAGGAGCGGCCAAGUUCUGAAUUCGGUUCUUGGUACACUGGCCCAUGCUUCAUUGAGUAUAUUGACACCAUGUUACCGUCAAUUAGUCGUGAUUAUGAAGGACCAGUACGCGUUAUUAUUGCCGAUAAAUACAGUGAUAUGGGUACCAUAAUUCUCGGAAAAAUGGAAUCAGGUGUUGUAGUUAAAGGCCAAACGUUAACAGUUAUGCCAAAUAGGACGAGCAUUCAAGUAAUUCAACUGUGGUCAGAUGAUGUGGAAGUUGAUAAAGUGGUUUCUGGUGAUAAUGUAAAACUGAAGUUGAAGGGGAUUGAGGAUAACGACAUUUUGCCUGGUUUUGUGUUAUGUUCUCCGGAUGCACUAUGUCAUGUCGGGAGAGUUUUUGAUGCUGAAGUGGUUAUUCUGGAUCAUAAAUCAAUAAUCGCGUCUGGUUAUUCUUGUGUGCUACAUAUCCAAUCAGCAACCGAAGAAGUUAUCGUGAAGGCAGUAAUUUGUACAAUCGACAAGAAAACAGGAAGUAAGGUGAGAGCACGAUUCGUAAAGCAAGAUGAAAAGUGUAUAAUGCGGCUGGAAAGUUCGGAAUCAUUUUGUCUUGAAGCAUUCAAGAACUUCCCACAAAUGGGACGUUUUACACUACGUGAUGAAGGCAAAACAAUAGCUAUUGGCAAGGUACUGAAGGUUGUGGAAUGA
Messenger RNA from Loa loa (African eye worm), 1989 nucleotides. RefSeq names its product elongation factor Tu domain-containing protein. Gene Ontology annotation, molecular function: GTP binding; translation release factor activity; GTPase activity. The record is from RefSeq and is a predicted model, not a curated record. Lineage: Eukaryota; Metazoa; Nematoda; Chromadorea; Rhabditida; Onchocercidae. Gene Ontology annotation, cellular component: translation release factor complex. The coding region runs from base 1 to 1989 and encodes 662 amino acids. The transcript is spliced from 12 exons. Gene Ontology annotation, biological process: translation.